Messenger RNA from Paramuricea clavata, 23877 nucleotides. The record is from the annotation of a GenBank genome assembly. NCBI's taxonomy places the organism in Eukaryota, Metazoa, Cnidaria, Anthozoa, Malacalcyonacea, Plexauridae.
GUACAGUUCACGGGCUCAAGUAGAAAUGUAAAUUCUCAAAAUGGAGAAAUAUAAAAUAAAGUGAAAUAUUGGAAUGAUUCUUGGCUGUUAGAGAUGGAUAUUUGAAUAAGUUUAUUUGAAUAUGCUGAUAUUAAUAUGGCCCAGAAAUCAGCCAAGGUACCUGGUUUAACGAGGCCAUUUUGUUUUGAGUUUGUUGAUGAAGAUAGGUCAUGCCAAUUUCAAGCGAAUGUGGUUAUUCCUGCUGAUAUUUCGAAAGUGGAUGAAUUUGCAAAGAGAAUUGUGAAUUAUCAUAGUCUGCCUGUGUACCUGGAAGAAGGUAAUUUUACUAAUUUAUCUAAUUAAGUGGAUCUGGGCCCUUGAUUCCGUAUCAGACUGAAAAGUUUUAUUUUGAGCAGGAAAUAUAAUUUUUUCCUUCUGUUCAGGUCUAGUCUUAUUAUCCUGCAGGCAUGAAGUGUUUUUGUCAAAUAGCAAGAUCGGAAAUAGUCUUGGUUAUUGGUUCACAAAGGCAUUUUGUGCAAAUUAUUCAGAAAUUAUUUUAGAGCUGCAAAUUAAUGCUCCGGCCGAUUAAUAGGCAAUUCCAGCUUUUAGUUUAUGCCUGCAGGGGAUGAUGGGAAGUAAGGUAUCACAUUGCAUAUUAUGUUGAAAAAUUUCAAUAAAAACUACCGAAACAACCGAAAUAUUUCAAUAUUUACAAGUAUAAGCUAUCAUUCCGUGUUUACACGGCAACCAUUUUUAUUUUUUCAGCAUAAUCAGCAGUGUGACACCUUACUUCCCAUUCCACUAAAAGCUGGAAUUGCCUAUUGAUUAUUUUCCCACAAUCAAUUAUGUUUAACAGUAAUCAGAUCAUUUAUAACACCACACAGCAUGAUGCGGGAGUGAAGGUAAUUUCGUUUCGGAUUAAAAAAAUUGCGAGAAGAUUAUGAUUAAAAUAUUAAUUAAAUGACAAACAUUGUGGGUCAAAUAUCAAAUUCACUCGUAGCGUGCAAAGUUUACCAUUGUCUGAUUGGGUGUACAGUGCUGCGAAAAUAUCGAACCUGUGGCCCUGCAGUUAAGGUGGUGAGGGUAGUUAGAGUUCAACAACUGGACUCUGUAGCUCAGUUGGUUAGAAUCACAGGGCCGCAGGUUCGAUGCCUACCUGUAGUAGCAUUUUUCACAACUUUUCCUGCUUGUUAGGAUUGCAUCUAUUUCUCUGUGAUACAAAAAGUUUAAACAACAACAACAAAGGUAUAUAUUAUUAGGGGUGCACCGGAACUUGGUUCCAGCUGGAACCCUGAUUUUCCAGAGUUCCGGUUACGGCCGGAACUAAUAAAAAUAGCAUGGUCGGAACCGGAACUCCACAUGUUAUUUUCAGAGAGAUAGAAUAUCAAACAUUUUUGUGUGUAACAAUGAAAGUUCACAGUAGGAAGACAUUUGGACUCCACAACGAAAAUAUACACCAUUAACACUUCGUUAUGACAUUUACUGUAAUGUUUGUCGAUCUUUUUAUUAAGCUCUCUCCUUGAUGAUUUCAAGUGUCUGCCUGUCUGUCAGCAGACAAAAUAACAUAUGAUUAUAUAUGGCUUAAUAAAUCAGUUCCGGCCGAAACUUUUUUCCAGUUCCGGUCAGAUCCACAAGCAGAUCACAAGGACAUACAUGCAUGUAUAUACCACAUGACUUCAUAACAUGCCUAUAUUAGCAUAAUAUGUAAACACAUAUAAUUAUAUAUUCUUAACAAUGCUCAGGUCCAAUAAAUGUAUAUAAAGGCUAGUUUCCACUCAAGAAAAUUAUCUGUGAAUUAGAAUGGACAAGAAAAUUUUUCUUUGUGUUAAAGUCAUUAGUUCCAACCCAGAGCUCACCCAGAGCAACAAAGAAAAACUUUCUUGUCCGUUCCAAUCCACAGAUAAUUUUCCUGAGUGGAAACUAGCCUUAAAUUUCCACUGGAUCACUUCCAUCUACAAGACCCUUCAACAAUCCUUCAAUAUUUAUAUUCAAUCAAGUGAGAUGCCAACACAAUCCUAGCAUGCGAGCAGGCUCUCUAACGAAAUCCUGGUAACAACCACAAUGUUUAAUAUUUACCAUCAAUGAUACUUUAUUUUUUCCAUGUGUACAGGAAAAUGCCAUUAAUUGUAAACAUUAAAUUAAACAUGGUUUUUACCAGUUUACCAUACGGGAAACCUAUAAUAACCAAUAAUGGUAAGAGUUCAGUUUUUACAUUGAUAGUAUACAUGGUAAAUCUUUAAAAACCAUCAACAUUUUCAACAUUGUGUUUUUUAUGAAAAUUUUCACAGUGAAUAUGCAGUCACCAAUUCUAUUGUAGGCUUUUAUGAAUGAAUUAUGCUUCUAAUAGCCAGUAUACAGUGUAACUGAGCCUUGCUGAUACUUCUCUAACCCUGCAAUGCUUCCCAGAAAUGAGUAGUACAUCCUAAUUGGUCAUUGCUAAACUAAUUAGUAUGUUCUGAUUGGUUGGGCUGAAAGGUCAACAAAGUUUCAACCUUAGAUUGCCUUGCUUGUAUCAUGCUCCUCCCCUGAUAUGGUUUUGCACCUCCCCUGAGAAUUUUCGCAGCUUUCCUGAAACGUGAUGCACCUCCCCUUGGGAAAGUUUCAUUGAUAGAUUAAAGUGAAUAUUUGAAAUUUUUUGGUUGCUUAGGGUCAACACUUUGUAAGAAAGUAUUUUUUCUGUAAAAUUGAAACAGUGAUAGCCAUUCAUCUCUGUGUCAAGUACACUUUUAACAGGGAUGGAUUUACUGGGGUGUUCAGCCUAGCCCUGGCCAGAAGGGGUGCAGGGGGGUGCUAUUUUUCAUGAUAAAGCAAAAAAUUAUUAGAGACAAGAUGAGAUACUGAAUAACAGUAAUUUGAGUGAUAACAUGAUGAUAAGCGAACUGUGAAUUAACAAAUAUAAAACAUUUUCCGUGUUGAUAUACAGUUAUAUCAACACGAGUGGAAAUUGGGAAAACGAGAAAUUGUGUGGAAACACAACGCCCGAAGGGCGGAGUGUUUUCACACAAUUUUGAGUUUUCCCAACUUCCACGAGUGUUGAUAUAACUAUAUAUCAAUACGGAAAAAAUGUUUUAUAUUCGUUUUAUAAUAUAGCAAUGUCAAAAGCCCGAAGAAUAAGAAAAAUUUCCGUGUUACAAGCGGCGGAAAAUUUCCCGUGUUGACAUGGAGUUAUAUCAACACGGCUCUUAGCCAAUCAGCGUUCAGAAUUUACAAAUGCUAUAUUAUUAUAACAACAAUUACAAUUCAAAUACUGUAGUCAAGCAAAACUUUGCAGUAGUGAAGCUGACUUGUCCCCAGUCGUCUCUGCAGUGAGCACGCGCAAGCAUGGAAAGCACGCGCAGGGGGAAGCAAGUUGAUGGGCGGGCGGCACACAUGACCGACACAACUCGGCACCAGAGCUGGCAGAGUACCCCCCUACCAGAUCAUGCUGGAUCCAUCCCUGCCUUUUAAUGCAAUAUUUUGAAAGAAACUUUGUAGUAAUUGUAAUGAAGGAUGAGUUGUACAGUCAUAAUUGAUUAAUUAAUACACUGAUCAGUAAUUAUGUACACUACAUGCAUAUGUCAUUGACUUUGGCCCAUUCUAAGCCCUUGCUUUCCAUGGGGAUUGUCAGCUAGACUGCUGCACCUCCCCUAAAUAUUUUUCCAUUUCUCCUACUAAUUCCACCAAUAUCUGGUCUUGCCUACAAUUGCUGUUAUUUUCAACCGUUUCUUUUUACAUUAAAUAUGCUCAAUUAGAUAUCAUAUAACCCAUUAUUGUCUGGUGUUAGACAGAGUAAAAUUAUAAUAAUGUUGGAUGCCUUUGGGUGCAUUGCAGCUGAAUUGGUUGAUCUGCAAGAUAAUAGGUCCCUGUCUGGAAUGCUUUUCUAUUGAAACUUUAAUUGUGUAAAUCUUAACAAAAGAUACUAAGAAAAUAUUAUUUCCACCAAGGUUCAAAGUUUUUUGGUAGCUGACCAAUCAAAAUGUUCUACUUGCGGACCUGCGACUAGAUUAAUAUUUUCAAAGCAUGAGGUGUCAUUUGCAGAUAUGACUUAGAAUGUCCAUUUAGUGUGAAAUCCAUUCCUGUCCUGAUUUGCAGCUUUGAAAAUUAUUCCAGGCUUUGAGUACAAAAUCUUUUUAACCUUUAAAUAACCCUUAAGUGGCAAUGCACCCUGAUUUAGUAUUUCACUCUGUCUAACGCCAGACAAUUUUACUCAUCAAGUGGAGAGUGCUGCCACUCAAUGGGUUAAUAUGUAGUUUGUUACUUUGUUUACUCUUAGAUUUGCUGAAUGCUCUUCAAGUUUUCAUGAGAAAGGAAAAUGAGGCAUAUUAUAAUGAUCUAGCAGAUGAAAUUCUAGAAACAUAUUCACACAAUCCAGAACAAUUUGAAUCAGCAAUUGAUGCAUGGAACGAGGCUUUUACACAAGAAUGCUCGAGAUACUCGGAUGCUAAAGAAGUAAGAACUGAGGAACUAACGUUCUCUGAGAUGUAUCAUUCACUCAUUCAUUCAUCUGCCUUGGAGACAUUGCUGCAAUUGGAAAAUACUUAUGCAUUAGCUGUUCAAGAUAUGUUGGCAAAAAGAGACGCUGUUUUAAAGAAAUUAGAACAAAAGUAAGUCUCUUGUUUAAUUAAUUGAUCAACCCAUUAGUGCACAAGACUGCCCUUUGACAGUUUGACAAUUGUCUGGCCUUAACAGAGUAAAAUAAUAAAGUACCUGGCGCAUUUGGGUGAUAAUCACCUCGAGGUGAUAAUCACACACGGGCAAUAAUCACAUCGCCUUUAACAAAUAAUUGUUGAUUAUGAUAUUUGCUGUGUUGGUGUAAUGUACUCAGGUGAAUAAGAUGUUUGUGUGAUGUUACUCUGAGUGUAUAUCCACAUCGGGCAGGCUUGAAAAAUAUGCCUGGCCACAUUGAGUUUAGAUGAACAGCUGGGGUGGUUGCACCCUACCUACAGUGACACUUGUACUCAAUAAACGUAGUUGAGACGGAAUGUGUUAAAGCAGGGGCACUGAGGGACACUAUAAACUGGUUAAAGAUGGCGAAUCCAGUUUUUCUUGUGUUGUGAGAUGAAUUCCAGUCAUUUUUUCUUAAUUGUCGGGUUUCCAAAUGAAAACUAAUUUCCACACGUCAAGAAUUUGACUCAAACAACUUCAUUUUUACUGCACUGAAACUUUGGUGAGAAGAUUGAGUUUCAAAACUCAAUUCAAUUGGGGCCGUUUAACGGCCCUAAAAAAUCCCUGAAAAAAAGCCUGUUGGUGUAAUGUACUCAGGUGAAUAAGAUGCUUUUGUGAUGUUACUCUGAGUGUGUAUCCACAUCGGGCAGGCUUGAAAAAUAUGUCUGGCCACAUUGGGAUUCGAACCUACGACCUUUGGAAUACUAUACCCGACCUGACCGCGUAGCUCAGUUGGCAGAGCAUUGGAUUGGUAUUCCAAAGGUCGUAGGUUCGAAUCCCACCGUGGCCAGGCAUAUUUUUCAAGCCUGCCCGAUGUGGAUAUACACUCAGAGUAACAUCACACAAGCAUAAUUGUUAAUUAAUCGAAUUUAAAUUUUCAUGGUAACGAUGAGCCGAUAAUCAAGCGAUCAAUCGGAAACGUUUUGAUAUUUUGCAUGUAUUUCUUCAGGAAAAAACUUGUAUUUUAUUUAAUUUUAUAUUAUAAUUUUUCAUGAUUUGGCAUGCUUUGUCAAGUUGUUGAUUACUUGUUAAGAGAUCACUGAGACGCUUAAGUCAUACUACACAACGAUAAAGAUACGAUAAAUUGUAAACACGCGAUAAGUGGCAAACAAUAUUGUGUUACUGUCCACAGUACAACGACAAUGAUAAAAUUAUCGUUUGACGAUAACGUUUUUAAAAUCGUUCACCUGAGCGAUUUUUUUUUCAGUCGGACAUAACGAUAAAUUUUUGACCAAUCAGCGCGCGUAUACAAAUUAUCGUAUCGUUAUCGUUGUGUAGGUGUGACCUGGGCUUUACAGUGUGUACUAAAACUGUCUGUACCAGUGUGGGUAGUACCAUGCAAUGUGAAAUUGCUGUGCUGAGUGGUUUAUAUUACUACCUGAAAAAAAAACAAGCAGAAACUCGAUGUUUCGAGCGAAGGCCCUUCGUUCGAGCGAAGGCCUGCUAAAUCUUGACGAAGGGCCUUCGCUCGAAAUGUCGAGUUUCUGCUUGUUUUUUUUUCAGAUAGUAAUAUAACCACUCAGCACAGCUUUACAGCGUAGGCUCUCCCGAUAUCCCGCAUACUCAAUGAGUUAAAUAACCACAGAUAUCUUAUAUAAAAGGCAUCAACUAGUUCGCUGACCUCAAAAUGACAUUUCGUCAAAACUUUUUUUCUUCAAGAUUGGUUUAGAAACAAAUUUGGAGUAGGGUUAGGUUAGGGUUAGGGUUGGGAUAAGGAUUAGGGUUAGAGUUUAGAAAUGUUGGAGUAGGGUUCGUGUUAGUAAAACCGUUGCUUUGUUACGUUUUUUCACUCUGAGGCCAGCGAAAUAAUCUCUUCCUAUAUAAACUAGAUAGCGCAUCUCUUUUAGUAAAAUUGAAGCCAAGAAUAUUCCAGCGGUUACCCCCAUUUGAAUAGAUAGCGGCCAUGUUGGAGUUUCCCGCUCGCUAAUAAACGCUUAAAAAAGCAACAAUAACUUUCAUCAUUUGAAUAGUUUGAAAAUGUAUUUGGAAUAGGUUUAACUUAAUGUUUAAGUUUCCUGUUUAAGAAAUAGAAAACAUACGAGUCUUCUCAUUUCAUGGGAAUAUCCUGAGUCUGCAAUCACGGCUUCUAUUUUUGAAUUGCAGAAUAAUUAGAUGCACUAUCUAGUGUAUAUAAGAUAUAUAUGUAAAUAACUCGUAAACUCGAUUGAACACGCCAAAUAAUUAAAAAUCUAAAUUAUAGACGUCUAUAUUAUAGACAUCAACUUGUAAGUAAACUUGUCUAAAAGGUAAUUUUUCACAUUUUUUUCAGGCAAAAUGUAGAGAUGCAAGCAGCACUCUCGGAUAACCAUGAUGAGUUGGUCAAUAACCUUGCUACAAGACAUUGUGAAGACAUGCAGGUUAGAAUUUGCAUAUAAUCCAUAUAUAAUGACUUUCAGUUUUUCCUGGGAAUAUACAGGCUGAAUAUAUUUAACUCGAAAUUAUAAUUAAUUGCAAUCUGAGAGCUCGGCUACAGUUUGCCGACCUCUUGAUCGAUAAAGCACUCAUUUACUAAUGUUUCGACGCCAUAUUUAUUCCGUUUUUAGAACUAUCGUCAGAGAUACGAAGUUUCAUAUUAUUCUGACACUGCAAUAGACCAACGAAAAAUUCGUUGGCUCGAGCGGGAUUUAUGAAAUAGAAUUACCAAUCCCCGUUGACUCGAUAGCCCAAUGGGUGGAGGGGUGGAGCGGCGGUCUAGAUACCCGAAGAUGCGCGUUCAAAUCCCGCUCGAACAAACGAAUUUUUCGUUGGUGUAUUGCAAUGUCAGAAUAAAUAUGAAACUGAUAUUUAUUCCAAUUGGGUAUCUCUCCUAGCGGCCAAGUCGUGUUUAAGAAAAUCACUUUCAUGUCGUCUUCCUAUGGUUAAACUGCUGUCGAGCGAUUUUGUUUUGAGAUUUUUGACGCUGUUUGGUGAAACAAUCAACAGAUUCAUCACUGUAUAGUCGUAAUCUACAGUAUAUCAUGAGUGUGAAAGACUAGAUAUUGAGCAAUAUUGCUUGGUAUUUUGCAUCCAAUUCAGUAACUACCUGACCAAAAAUUUAUGUAAGGAAUUCCGUUCCUGCCAUGACGAAUUUUCACUGACCGCUGGCUAACAGGAAUAUGUUUUGUAGAUGAUAUCGACGCAGUGGUCGAGUGCUUUGUCUGAUCUCCAAGAAGCUCAGAAAAGAGAAUAUCAAGAGUGGGUUGCUAAAGUUCAUGAAGAUCUUGUGAGGACGUCGAGCAAAGCCAAAGGUAUAUUGUUCAAUUUCUUGUUUGUUUUUUGAUAAUUACAGUAGUCACGUAGGCAUUGAAUGGUUGGUUUGGUUUGGGUCUAAACAAACUCAAGAGGGGUCCGAGAGCAAUGCUAUCUUGGAAAAUUUUGCAAUAUAGACUCUCUGAAAUUGUAUUUCCUGCGUUCUGAGGAACAUUUGACACGCAGAAAUCUCGAUUUAACUAUAUACAUGCAACAACUGUUUAAAACCACAAUUAACUAAUCCCUUGUUCCGCCUAUGAUUGGUCGUGGUUGCCUUAUAUGAAACAUGUGUAAGAAUCACGACAGCCUAUCAAUCUGAACAUAGACAAUCGAGUGGAGUGGAUUGAAAACACCAAUGCAAAAAGCCGUCGUCAUUCGUGACAUUCGGGUAUGGGCUAUAAUAAUGAACUGUCUUUGCCAGUGUAGGUAAUGCCAAUAAAAUGAACAAGCUUUCGUUGGUGGGGAUGCAACUACCUUUGAAAGUAUAUAAUGAGAAUGUCUACAUUUCAAGCCCUGGUAUAUUCCAGACGAAGUGAACGAUCGGGAAAAUUAGUAUAAAGAUGUAAAUUAAACAUGUACAAUACUUAUGGAUUAUAAAGGCAGGAAAAUUAGACCAAUGUGUGUACAAACAUGCAUGUCAAACAAACUGCAUUUAAGGUAGCUUGCCAAUCGUUGUUAGAAGGUGUCGAUAUAGAGGUUUAAUGAUAGUAGUUAGAUGAUCGACUCGAGGCAUGCGUAGACGAACUAGACGUGCGGGAUACGAUAAUAACCAAAUGUUCCACCCUCCCUCCUCCACUUUCCUCCGCAUGAAGAUAACAUCACUCAGUGAAAUUCAAUGAUCCAACUUUUGUAAGGAUUGAGAAGUCGAAAUGUUUAUCGACAAAGGAGUCUUGGCAAUUUCUAGUAUUGGUUUUAAGUCGCUUCAUACCUUUGUUUGAUCAAUAACAAUUCACAAGGCCUUCAUAUGCAUUUCGCAUAAUAUAUAGCGACACCUGAAUUCCAUUUCAAAAAUAGGCUACAUUUGUGCACUCUCUUGGCCUCACACUUUUAAACAGGCUUCCUUCUUAAAAUUGGAUAGCUAGAAGUAUACUUAGAUAUAUAUUUUCCUCAUAUUGUAUUACAUGCUCGAAGAUCAUAGGGGGGUGCUACCCCCCCCCCCAAUAUUAGCUAUAACCCCCAAACAAAAUGUCCACUCUCCAAAAAUUUCAACCCCCCAAUAUUCGGCAUAGUCCACUCCAACGUGAAGAGUGUUGAUGAUACAAAAUAAAUGUAGGAGUACACUCAAACAGAAAAAGACAGUGCAAUACUCUGAAACUAAUUGCUCCUCGCUUGCAUGCACUGGUUUAUUGGACCAAUUGUAAAGUUUUGAAACUCUAUUAUCUCCCCUGAAUAGAGUUUGCAGUGCCUUGUCAUGCAAAUAGCUUGCUUGCAAGGAACGUUUGGAAAUUUUACGAACAUUAUUUUUAGCUUUUAAUUCUUUUAGGAAAUAGUCUUGCCUAGAUUUAAUCUUUACGUCGGAGUUGCAUCAUAAAUUGUACUCGGAUUCAAACGACACAAUGUCAAUGAUUUUAUAAAAGUAAAAGCAUAUUGUGUAUUGGCCUAUUGGGUUUACACUUUUACAGGUUCAUUUAACUCGAGUUUCAACAAACAAUCGGACAGGCCAAAUCCAUUGAUAUGACAACUUCAAAAAACGUUUUUUCGAAGCUAGAAAUCAUGAUUUUUUUCACAUUUUUCCAGGGAUACUCUAGACUCCCACUCGCGGCUCUAGUGCUCCACCCCUAGAAUAUAGACCUUACUGGGGUUUGGUGACACUUUGUGUUGCUUCAGUCACCUGCUCCCGGCUCAACCCCCUCUAAAAUUUCUGGCACCACCCCAGUAAAAAAUAUGAAAAUCCGUCUGUGUCGAAGAUGUUAGCUCAUUGUUUGAGCUACUCUGUAAAUUCGAGUUAAAAUCAAGUGUAUGAUAUAUAUGUAUGUAUGCGUAUGUAUGGUUUACCUUCGUGCGAUUAAUAUAUAUUUGUUUUCUGUUUCAAAUUUAGACCCUGGUGCUACGUUUGAAAGGUAUUGAAUUUUAAUUUAUGUUUCAUCUUUUAUAUAUCUUUAUUUACUAGCUUGUCAAUAACAUACAAAUGGACAAGUACACAAGAUACAAUAACUAGGUUAUUUUUAUGGAAGUCCUGUCACGAAGAUGGACUUUUUGAUGGGAAGAUUGGUCUUAGACUUGCUCCAAGUCCCUACUUCUCUUAUACACUCAGGACGGAUCUAGCCUCAUCUGCAAGGAGGGGUGCAGGUUUUCCAUGGAGUGGUGCAUACGAGAGCCUUACUGCUCACGGACUCUCCUCUGCAGUCUGUAACGCUUCUAUCCCGACAUUAUACCAGCUCACAAAUUAAUUAAAUUGUUCCAAGAAAUCGAAACGCGUAACGAAUCAUUAGAAGUUCCGCUCAUCGCUAUUCGAAAGGCAGAAAAUGUAUGGUCGGUCAAGCAGAUUUUUUUAGGAUGGUGCUGGACUUCUGUAGUGGGGUACUGGACACCCCCUGCACCCUCGCGCUAGAUGCGCCCCUGCAUGGAUCCAAUCUAGUUUGAAUGACAUUACGCGCGAAGGCGUAUGAGAAAUAGGGACUUGUAUACAUUGGAGUAAUCCCGCAAACAAUAAAAUCCCCAAUAGAUUUUCUGUUCAAAACUGAACAGAAUUGUUCUCUUCAGAGGUCUCGGAAGGAGCCUUUUCAUAUCCAUUCAGUAUUUUAUAUUUACAUUCUUAGGACCCGUAGUCCGUCUACAGUUAGUUUGUUGCCUGAUGACGUUACUGAUCAUCAUCCGAGAUUGGAAGAAAGUUUCACCAUACAUUUAGGUAAGUUGAUGUAAAAUCUGGUUUAUGGAUUUGACUCGAUUUAAUAUGUAAAAAAUAGGUACGCGACGCGUACAUGUAUCUGCGAAAAAAACUUGAUUCACAUUUUCAUAACUUAUCAUAAUAAAUAUAAUAGCAAAUAAGAUUUUAAAUUCAAACAUAGUACAAAUCUAACAAGGCUGUAGACAGCAUGGAGGGCAGCAGGGGCAACUCAACCCUCCCCCGCACGCGUGAUCUGGCGUGAUAGCCUGGCGAAAAUCGCGGACACGAAAAUCAUAGGGAUAGGUAUAGAGUGAUUCAUCUGGUAUAAUCUAUCAUCUGUGGUACGGUCACGGCACGUUUGCGAUAGCAUAUAUAUCUGCUUCGCAGAUACAACAAAAGGUUUGGGGCGUAAUCAUGGCAAUUUCACAUCAUUAAAAUAUCGCUUAGUCACCAUCGCAGCUUUAUCCCAAAAGGUUUAUCCAAACAUUUAUGUGAGAACAGGCUUGAACUCCUGAUAAAUUUUUCUUUAUUUUGCUUUUGGAGAAAUAAACACAUCAGCUAUAGUGAAUUAUAAGAACAUCAAUUCUCAAUACGAGUUCAUACAAAUGACUGCAUUUUCCAGGAGCGCAGAUGAAAUCGACGCAUAAUCUAAGGUUGAUGUGUGGUGACCUUCUUGAUCUAUGUCGCUAUAAACCAGCUAAACCAGGGUAUGAAAUUUAUGCUAUUAAUUUUCUGCAGUCUAAAGUUUCAUGUUGUCUGCACAUGCACUUUCUUUGGAGACACCAUUUGCCUCAUGACAAAUGUGAAAAUGGUCAAGAUAGUGCGUGUAAUUAUUCAUAUAUUGCAUGUAUUAAUAUUUAUGACUGUUGACAUUGCUUUCUAGUCUUCAAUAUUUGAGCGAGUGACUAGCCUGCGUUGCUAGUUUUCGAAAUGAAAAUACAUAUACUACCAACACUUGAAUUGUUUUGUUUUUCAUUUACCCAAGCUUUUACUCACUCAAAAUUUUGUUUACCCAACCCUUUUCUCUUCGGUGCCACCCCCGCCAUAAAUAAUGACCGGUCCCUAAAAUGAUCGAUCAGUUUGUGUGUUAUAAAUAAACACGUGUAUUAGUUGUAUUUAUAAGUAAAAGUUUUUUAAUACUGAAAUUAUACUUAGGCUCGGUGAUUACAAGCCUAUAUUUCUAACAGAAUCGACUUGGUUAAAUCAUUUUCAUACUUGGGAAUCACCUUCACCUCCAAUUUGAAGUGGCAUGACCAUGUCGAAAAAUAAACUCAGAAAGUUAACAAGCGUGGUGGACUUUUGAAACGCAUUAGAUCAUUUCUCCCACUGAAAGCUCGUUUAAUAUUCUGUAACAGUCUCGUAUUGCUUGUUUUCGAUUAUGCCGACCUGAUUUUGGGCGAUAAUGGCAACAUCACUGUCGUAGAAUAUUUGCAAAUCUUGCAGAACAAAGCAGCAAAAUUAAUUAUUGAUCAUCAACCAUCAUCCUCGGCCUCUAAUGCGUUACAGAUCUUAAACUGGAAAUCAUUAUUUUAUCGUAGAUUAUAUCAUCGGUGUUCAUGUGUUCAAAUGUUUAAAUAAUUUAACUGAUCAUGCAUGAUAUACAUUUUUCACAUAAUAGCGAUUAUCACGAAUAUAAUACUAGAUCUAAGAACAAAUUGAGACUACCUAAGGUGCGCAGAAACUGUGAAUGGUAAAUACAGAGUCUGUUAUCAAGCGAUUUCAGAUUGGAACAAUCUAGAUGACACGAUAAAAUGUUGUGAAACUCUAAAUAGUUUUAAGUCGUAUUUUUUUAAAUUUCGUUAAAUUUCUAAUUUUAAUAUAUAUAGAUAUUUAUAAUGUGUAAAUAUUAUUGCAUGUAUACUGAUAAGUCAUUUUAUAUUUCGAAUUUUUUUUGUAAAGCAUAAAUUUUGUUCAUGCAGGACCUGUCUGAAAAUCACGUUAUGUGAGUACAGUUUUCCUGACUAAUAAAUAUCUUUACUAAUAAAGAUAUUUACUAAUAUUCACUUAACCUUCGGCUCAGUGAAUAUAGGCUUGUAAUUAGCAACUCGCCUUCGGCGACUAAUUGUUAAAUAGUGUAUUGUUUUGAUUAUUUUGACAGAAAGCUGUAGAAUUCCCAUAACAAUCUCAAUUUAUAUAUGUUCAAUUAGGAGCAGUAUCUGGGCACAACCACAGAGAAUUCAAACUGCUAUGUCCUUGUAUUCUCAAUCGCUCUCUGGCUUGGUUUUGCUUGUCGACAAUAGAAUUAACUCCUAUACUGGGAUUAAAAAAGGUUUGUACUCAGUACUAUAUGCUAUAUUAAGGGAUUAUUAUUUAUUUUACUAUUAAUAUUUAAUGUUUCAUAAGCACUUUGAAGAUUUAAAAUACAGCAAUAAGUUUAUUGUAAGAACGAUUACGGGGGAGGGAGGCAUCAGAAGAGUGAAAUAGGAAUGGAAUGAAAUUGAUUGGUAUAUGAAUUAAUCAAGCCUGGUUUAAGAACAGUUUGUUCUUUUCUGUAGAGUUUGCGUCUAUAUGUCAACGAUCAACUGACUUUCAUUUCCCCGAUUUGGAUAAGCAGUUUUGUAUGAUUCAACAGAAUUUGGAAGAAAGGCAAAAAAAGAAACUUGCUGAGAAAAAAACUGACAAGGUUGCUGAGACAAAAACUGACGAAGCUUUUAAAACUUCAACCAUCGAAACUGGUGAGUCAUUGCCUUGAAAUAUUUCACAAUCUACAUUCACUGUAUUAUAAAGUGCGUAUGGUAAUGUAAUUUCCCUUUCUUCCCGAUUAAUUUUAGUCGGCACGGCCACAACCAUUUAACGGGAAGUUGUGUUUGUGACCGUGGAUUAUAGACAUGGAGGCGACGCCUGAGUGUCUAUAUUCACCAUAGACAACAAGGCUGAGUCUUUGGACUGAAUUUGGUCUAGUCCUAGUUCUGCCUAUCCACAGGCCCUACUGUACCAUGGGAAGGUCACACCAAAUUCAAAUAAAAAUGGUUUCAUAGUGGCGUACAUAUUUAUUUCUCUUCCAGGUAACUUUUACAUCACACGUCAUUCCAAUCUUUCUCAAGUCCAUGUUGUAUUUCAUCUUGUUGUUGAUGACUCGUUGAAGGAACCCACUCUCGGAGCGCGGAAUGCAAUCGUCAGUGGUUUACGCAAUGUCCUUCAUACAGCAUCACGUCAAAAUGUCCACACUAUAACACUUCCUGUCUUGUUGGCAGAGGAAAUGACGGAGGUUUGUAUAUAUAAAAUUUUAGACGUACCAGGAGCAGAUGCGAAAAAUGUAACUAUAGGUUCUCUGGUAGGAAUCGAACCUGCAGCCAUGCGGUUCCAGUCAAGCGCUCUAACCAACUGAGCUACAGCGGAGUACUGAGUCUAUGCAGUUGUCGAGAUCCAACCACAAGUUGUUAUAUAUAUACCUUAUAUAACUAAAAGAGCAAUAAAACUAAAACAAUUGUUGAUAUACAGCUAUUUCAGUUAAGGUUGUCCACGAGCAAAGCGAAAGAGUCGAAUACGAGCGCGAAAGGCUGCUGGGAAUCGUUAACAAAUUAAUGAAAAAAAUAGCUGUAUGUCAUGCAUGCCCAUUUCGAUGCCAUAUUGACAAAGAUAAAUGCAUUUAAGCAGGAGUAAAAGUAAACAUUUUUGCAACUGACGAAAUUAACUAAAAAUGGCUUAUUAAAUAUUAAUACAACAAAUAAGUUGUGUUGAGACGCAUUCGGAUACAUACGGUUUGAAUAACAAGCUUUCAUAAAUUUGGAAAAUUACUAUAAAAUACAUUGUACUGGACGUGCUUCUCCAACCCCUACCUCGACAAUUUCAUAGGGAUUUGGGUAAUGUGUUAAAGUCACAUAGUAGCUGUAUUUAACCAAAUGUGGUCAAACUUUGAAUACCUACUAAAUUGGAGGUUGUUCUUUUCAAUGAUUGGGUACAUUUUCUACUUUUGAAUACUCUAUCCCAGUCUCCUCAUCAACUUCAGAAUGGCUAAUGUUGCAACUGAGAUUAUUUUGAAUUUCAGGAUAUGACAGUCUCGUGGUGCACAAGGCGAGCGGAAUUGGUGUUAAAAUGUGUCAAAGGUGUGUAACAUGAAUGUUUCAGUGUUUGUAUAGAGGCUUAUAUAAGCCGAUGAAAGGUAAAAUAAAAAGAUAACCUCUCAAGAACUCUGGCAAUUCCUAGCUUGAAAGAGUUUAUAUUCCAGUAUACUAAACGGACAACGUUUUCAUUAUUUAUUUUUAAUAUAGAAAAAGCAGCUCAAAUCAGUCCAAUACUACUGUAGCCUCCUCCGGAGGGACAUACAUAUAUAUAUAUAUAUAUAUAUAUAUAUAUAUAUAUAUAUAUAUAUAUAUAUAUAUAUAUAUAUAUAUAUAUAUAUAUAUAUAUAUAUAUACCUAUAUAUAUAUAUAUAUAUAUAUAUAUAUAUAUAUAUAUAAAUAAAGAUAAAAUAAACCUGGUUUACUUCACAAGAUUUAUUCACUACAAACUUGUUUCGUAUGACAAGCAAUGCUUGCCACACUCAUCAGGUGAAUUUAAAUUCACCUGAUGAGUGUGGCAAGCAUUGCUUGUCAUACGAAACAAGUUUGUAGUGAAUAAAUCUUAUGAAGUAAACCAGGUUUAUUUUAUCUUUAUUAGCUCUAUACUUCGGUAUAUCGAGCACUCUACUCAUAUAUGAUUCUAAAUACAUAUUUGGUAUAUAUAUAUAUAUAUAUAUAUAUAUAUAUAUAUAUAUAUAUAUAUAUAUAUAUAUAUAUAUAUAUAUAUAUAUAUAUAUAUAUAUGCUCAUAUUAAACUGAACUAAACUCUCCUCUCUAUUAAGAUCCCUUGUCCUUUUUCGCUACAACGCCCCUUCUCUUAAACCCCCUUCUCCCUUUCAGGAGCUACCUCUCCUCCAUCGCCCUCCUCUCUGUUAAUAUUGCCCCUCCCUGUUCUUGAGUAAGACACCCCUCUCCAAUCUAUUAGGUAACUCGUACUUACUAGUCAUCUUCACCAGGCUGGCUUCAAAAAGAUUCAGAAUUCACCACUGACAAUGAUCACAUAAACAGGAAAGUUUCACUCUGGCUAGGAGAUAUAACACAGCUUGAAAUUGAUGCUAUUGUGAAUGCUGGUAGGUUUCCUAGCUACGUUUUCCAAAGGAAGACAAACCAGGAAACAUUGUUACGUUUCCUAAGCUUUGAACAAUUGGGUCUGAGAAAGUCAAUUUUGGUAAUAGGAAACAUAACUCAGAGCUUGAUGGUUUGAGAUUUGAUAAAUAAACUUUGGUCACAGAAUAGGAAAAUAGUCAAAUAUCACACAAAGUUUGAAAAUAGAAAAGAGAAUUUAUAACAAAGAGGCGCCUAUUAAAUCUGGACGGUAAAUGUUGCAAAAAGAUAGUGAUAAAAAUUGAAAUUGUCUACUAUACUAGCGUGCACAAAACCUUCUGACCCAUGUUUGCAGUUAGUUCCAGUCAUUUGCAUGCAGUUACCUUGAACCCCACCAUCUGACACCCGUGAUAAAAAGUGUUGUGAAGCCACAUUUAUUAUUUUAUAUUUCAGCGAAUGAAAGUCUUCUUGGAGGUGGUGGAGGUAGGUUGUGUUCCUCAGUGGCAUCUUGUAGACAGGUUUUGAUGGAAAUCUAUCUUGCUCACUUACACAACGUUACUUACUUAGUACUUACUAUUUAAUCGAUGGUCAUAUUCAUCAAGGUGCAGUCAGAAAAUUGAUUGGAUUGGAUUCUGGCAAUGCUCAAAUCACCACAGGUACAAUCAUUGAACUUAAUAUAACUGGAAUGCUACCUCCAACCGGAAAUUUGAAGCCAAACUUGAAGGCUAGUCCCAGUCUUUUCACGUAUGUGAAGAGCGCUCAAUCAAUCAAUCAUGACGUAAAUGAUGAAAAUUUAACCAUUGAGUACCAGCGCUCUCCACUUGAUGAGUAAAAUUGUCUGGCGUUAGACAGAGUAAAAUCUGUAAUAAAAUAAGGUGCAUUAUGGCGCAAUGCAAGUUAGGCCAUGGUCAAACGUCGAACUUUCCAUGUGCCGAACCUAAUGCAAAUGAAGUGAAACAAAGAACUUAGCUCAUUAACAUUAGGUUCGGCACAUGAAAAGUUCGACAUCAAACGAGGAGUUGAUGAGAGUUGGCAGUCACGCAUUGUUACAGCGAACAUUUCAAACUCUAGAUGAACAAAAUAAAGGUUUGAUGAGUGUUCCAACUAUGUUUUAACUUCAAUAAAAUACAUGAUAGUGUUGAGAAAGCAUUAAAGGUCCAGACACACCGGACGCGAUUCGACAACGCGACGCGAUUUUUCGAUUUUCACUGACCGAUAACUUUGGUUCUAAUUUAAAUUUUCCAAAUAUUUAGAAGCGCUAUAACAUUUGGAGUUAUUUGGUCUACGUAUCGUUCAAAACUUGCUCUCAUUGGCUGUUUUAUUAACUUUCAAAAACUAAAAAAUCGCGUCGCGUUGUCGAAUCGCGUCCGGUGUGUCUGGACCUCAAGAACAGCAACUCCCAUGGAGGUUAUGGAGGUAGGUUGUAUUCCUCAGUGGCAUCUUGUAGACAGGUUUCGAUGGGAAUCUACAUGUAUUUUGUUCUUCGUUGGCGCAAGUAGUAAUAUAGGUACCGUUCGGGCCUUAUUUUUGGGGCGGCGCGGGACGGCGUGGGGCGGCGCGGGGCGGGGCGGCGCGGGGCGGCGCGGGGCGGCGUGGGGCGGUUCAUCAACAUUAGCAUACGUCAUAAUUACAUGCAAUGACGUCACGCGGGUAGGAUCAGGCAAGUAAUGACGUCACGCGAGCCUGUUCGGGCGAAAUUGAACGAAACUUGCUGACUACGCAUUUUUUAGCGUCCUUCCACGUGUUUGUUACAAUGGAGGGAUUAAUGUUGGCUUACCAUGAUUGGUUGUUUGAUUUAACGAGCGUCUGUAUAAAAUCGACAAGCGUCCUGUAACAAACAUAGUUCUGCAUUUGACAACGCUCUUACUGGAGUUCUUUUGAGUAGCUGAUUUUGUUAAAUUUAUAUUCGGAGAGAAGUACUUGGAAGAGAAUGGCCCAGCAACAUCGAGAGAAUAUUUGGUAAGUUUAAUUUGAACUGAAAAUUAAUAUAAUAUCGAGAGUUUUGUGUAUGUAAUCGACUUCUAUAUUUUGUAGGAGAGAUCAAUUUAUGAGCGAACUGGAAAAUGACGAUGUCAAUCGCCAGCUUUGCGCCCUUGCUGCAGAUGAAAUGUUCGAGUCCUGGUCGUCGGAGACGCAGGAGCAGAUUUUGGCUGAAUGGAAUGAUUGGCGACGAGACGAAAACCCUGGACAUAGCUGUGAUGAAUGUGGCAAAACAUUUACACGAUCCAGGGACCUAAAGCGCCAUACAAAACGUGUACACACUGGAGAAAGAGCUUUUUCUUGCAACCAUUGUGACAAAUCCUUCGCUAGGAAAGAUAUGUUGAAACGUCACGAGAAAGUCCAUAGCAAGGAAAAAGUAUACGAAUGCCAUAGAUGCCACAAGAAAUUUGCUCGAAAGGUAUGUAGUACCGACAGUUUAUAUUCUAGCUGCGAUGUAUUUUAAACUAUUAUGUUUAUUUAUUAUUUUUCAAGGACAAACUGAAUGGGCAUAUGAAAAUGCACGAACGAAGAGGCGCCGAAAGGGAGUAUACUUGUAAUGAUUGUGGUGAGGUGUUUCGAAAUAUAUUCCCCUUACAAGCCCAUCAGCGUGAUGUCCAUCAGACUGGUGGUGGUAGACGUACUAAGACGCCGCACCGGCGAACGAAAAGGCAAAGAACUGAUGAACCAGGUAUGUAUAAAUGAAAAUAUUUUGAUUACAAACUUUGUAUUUAUACACAUAUAUUUUUUCUUUUAAGAACCGCCAUCAUCUUCGACACGCGUUAACGAAGGUAAGAGAGUAUAUAUGCUGUGUAAUAAUUUGGGUUAAAAUCACACUAAUACAUUUUUUCCCUUUUCAGGUGCUUCCACGUCUACAGUCGUCAGCGAAGGUAUGAAAUUCAUAUUUUUAUACCGUAUAUAGUAUAUUGAUUGUGGUGAUUUGAUGAAUAUAUGAACAAUAUUAAUUACUCGCAACCUCGGUUUUAAAACAUUGCCUGAAAUCCUAACGUUUACAUUUGAAAAAUAUUUUAAUGCUGUUUUCAUGUUGUUUCACUAAUGUUUGUGUUUUGAAAACCUGAUAAACAUAAUCGAGUAAUCUUUAAGCGUGGGUUUAUAGUGUGGAAUGUUCCUAAUUAUUCCUGUUAGACUUAUUUUCAUUUGAUUUAGAACUAUUAAUUUAUGUCAUUGUACGAGCAUUUACGCUACAUCUGUUUUAUAACAUUCGCUAGCGUUUUAUAGUGAGGAGAAAGACUUUGAAAUCCUAACGUUUACAUUCGAAAAAUAUUUUCAUGUUGUUUCACUGAUGUUUGUGUUUUGAAGACCUGAUAAAAAUAAUCGAGUAAUUUUCAUAGCGUGGGUUGAUUAUGUUGCUAUGUGAAAUUUGCAUGUUACUAAUUUAUUCAUGUUAGACUUAUGUCGAUUUUUUAUGAAUCGGGUGUUUGUAUGACAAAAUUAGUGCGAAGCUCUAGACAAAAAUAAAGAAUCGGGUGUUAUUUCUAUAGGACCCCAACCGUUCCCUCAAGAUCCCCUAUUACCCCCAUCUAACCUUCCUUCCCAACUCCACCGAGAUCAUUGGCGUGCUAUACGUACGCGACAGAGUCGAGACAACCGAGUGCAAGAUUGGUACAACUAUCGUCUAGGCUCAGCGAAUAUGGGUCAACUUGUUGAUGAUAUAGAGCGUAUAUUUGAAGAUCAAUCGACUGUCUUUAAGUUAAAUCUAUCUUUUGGUUUCGUAUUGUUUAACAACGAGACACAGCAAAUGCAAUACCACCACCCCUCAGCAAACAACAACCGUGUUUUCGACUCCCCAUUCCAGAUCCAUAAUCGCGAGGAUUUGGUCCAAGUGCGUACAGCGUUGGAAAACAUCGACAUUCAUGAAUGGGCUCGACAACAGCGUCUCAACUCCAAAUGGAUUGUCAUGGAUUUCACCAACGUUACCUUCUACGUCACCAAACUUCGAGACCAUCCCAUAGGUCGCAGUGUCCGGCUACCCAAAUACGUACUGGAUAAUCCUGCCAUUGUGUCGCUCGACUGUAGCAAGCAAACGGGACUACCAUACGAAGAUAAACUUUGUUUCUUCCGUUGUUUCGCCCUACACCGUGGUUGUCAUCCCCAUAACCUAGAACGUGAUACUCAACAUUUUUAUGAACAAUAUUCGGAAGAUGACGAUUUUGACGGUGUUACACUAGAGGAACUACCGGAACUGGAAAAGUUAUUCGAACUGAACAUUUUCGUGUAUCGCCUUACGGAGUUACAUGACGAGGACGAAGACAAGACCUCCAUUGUGGCUCAACUCAUACAGCGCUCCCACCGUAGAUAUGCCAAUUCGAUGUAUCUGAACCUCUACGGCAGCCAUUUCAGCUAUAUUAAGAAUUUGGCCAUGUAUUCCAAGUCCUACUGUUGUUCCAAGUGUGACAAAAUGUGGAAAACAGCGAGAGCCUUAAACCGACACGAGCGAACCUGUGAAGCAACUAUACGUCAUAUCUUCCCUGGCGGAGCCUAUAAAGUUCCACAAUCUAUCUUCGACUUGUUGGCCGAUGAAGGAAUCGAAAUCCCUGAAGACCUCAAGUACUUCCCUUAUCGCGCCACCUUCGACUUUGAAUGUUAUUUUAAACAUACAUCUAACCAUUCAAGAAACACCGAAAAGCUCACGUGGCAAGCCGAACAUAUUCCGCUGAGUGUCUCCGUAUGUUCGAACGUCCCUGGCUACACCGAACCCAAGUGCUUUGUUUCCUCUGGUGACACGAGUAAAAUGAUCCAAGAAUUCGUGGAAUAUUUGGUAAAAAUUAGUCAAGAAAGUUAUGUCUUGUUGUUGGAUCUGUUUGCGGAUGUGUUUCGUCAAAUUGAGGAACGAGUUAAUCAGGUAUAAUUCACACGUAUUAGUAUAUUUCAUAUCCUUAAUAUUAUUUCUUAUAUCUUUAGGCGAGUGAAAACGAGGAGGUAAAUGGUGAAAUCCCUAUUUUUUAUACUGUUGAACUUAUAUCAUAUUUCCUCUAUUUUAGCCAAAUUCAGAGGAGCAGCUGGUAGAAUGUCCGAUGGGGUUGGAUAACGAGGUAAACUAUAUAUUUGGUCUAUUAGAUGUUUAUAAUAUUUGUACUUAUUAUGUUGUAUAUUUUCAGGAAAGGGAAGUAAGUGAUGGCGAAGUGGUUGGGGACGAAGUGAAUGAGGACGAAGCAGAAAAAACCCACCCACUGGAAAAGUUGGUCGAGAAGUUGGAACUUUACUUGAUGGAACUCCCUGUGAUCGGUUUCAACUCGGGCAAGUACGAUAUAAAUGCUGCUAAGAACCCAUUCUUUUCUUACCUAGUGAAACACGAGCAAGUUAAGUUUGUGAUAAAGAGAAACAACAAUCAUAUGUGUCUUAAGACGCAACACUUAAAGUUUCUCGAUAUCACAAACUACUUGGCCCCCGGUUUCAGUUACGAACAGUUCCUCAAGGCUUACGAGUGUUCCCAGACAAAAGGCUACUUCCCUUACGAGUGGGUUGAUUCCCUUGGAAAGUUGAACAACCCAGCCCUACCACCACGCGAAACCUUCCAUUCCAAUCUGUCCGGAACCGAUAUCACCGAGGAACAAUACCGGUAUUGCGAGCGUGUAUGGAGGGAACAGAAUAUGACAACUUUCCGCGACUUUCUCGUGUGGUACAAUAACUUAGAUGUCGUACCUUUCCUCGAGGCUGUCCAGAAAAUGAGUAAUUUUUGGCAAGAAAGAAACAUUGACAUUUUCAAAGAUGGAGUAAGUGUGCCUGGCUUAACUAUGAAAUACUUGUUUUCAAACAUUCCAGGCACCUACUUCUCCUUGUUCAGCGACAAGGACAAGGAUAUGUACUAUACCAUGAAAGACAAUAACGUAGGGGGCCCAAGUAUUAUCUUUAACAGGUACCAUGAGAAAGGGAAAACAUCGAUACGGAAGGAAGAAAUGCGAGCCAAAGGAAAAGAAUCGAAACCCUGUAAAAAUGUGGUUGGAUACGAUGCCAAUGCACUGUACCUCUGGGCCAUCAUGCAGAAUAUGCCGACGGGGCAGUACACAAGACGGUUAGAGGAAGAUGGGUUCAAGAUAAGAUGGAGUGGAAAAAUGGCAAUAGAGUGGUUGGAGUGGGAAGCGUACCAGCGGAGAAUACAGAUCAGACACGAGUACAACAACACGGAGAAACGAAUUGGCGCUCGUCGUCUCCCCGUUGACGGUUUCCACGCUGAAUCACAAACGGUGUUUCAGUUUCAUGGUAAGUUGAAAUUAGUUAAGAUUAAUUAGCUAGGAUUAAGUUAAUUGUGUGGGAGUAAGUUAAUGAGUUUUUAGCGAUUGCGUGGGCUUGCAGGAUAAUUUAUUUUUCUUUUGUAGGUUUAACUGUAUUGUACUUUAUUCUACUAGGAUGUUAUUGGCAUGGCCACAACUGCCAACUUAACGAAGGUAAAGAAGUCAACGAGAAGCGUGAUAAGCCCAUGAAAGAACUCCUUGAAGAGACAAAAAGAAACAGUGCCUAUAUCACGAAGCAGGGAUUCAAUCUCGUUGAAUGUUGGGAAUGUGAGUGGCGAGAUAUGAAGAAACGAAACAGCGCGCUGCAACGAUUCAUCGCCACCCAUCUGCGUCGACCACUGGAUAAAGUGAAAACCAUGACCAAACAGUCCAUUAUCAACGCAGUGAAGAAUGAUAAACUAUUUGGAUGUGUGGAGUGUGAUAUCCACGUACCUGAGAGUUUGCGAGAAUACUUCAAAGAGAUGUGUCCCAUCUUCAAGAAUACCGAAAUACGUCGAGAAGACAUCGGUGAGUUCAUGAAGAGCUAUGCCGAAGAAAACAACAUCAUGCCCCGACCUCGGCGGAGUCUCAUUGGAAGUAUGAUCGGAAAGAAGAUAAUGUUGGCAACGCCUCUUCUAAAAUGGUAUUUAGAACAUGGUUUAGAGGUACGUUUUAAAUAUUAAAAACUUGUAAAAUUGCAGGAGAAAUUUUUUAACAAAUUGUAUUAUCGUUUUAGGUAACACACGUCUACCAGAUAGUCGAGUAUACCCCUAAGCCAUGCUUCAAACCUUUCGGUGACGCUGUAUCGGAUGCUCGUCGUGCUGGUGAUGCAGACCCCUCCAAAGCCAUCAUCGCGGACACGAUGAAAUUGGUCGGGAAUAGGUGAGUUUUAAAAUCACGCUGUUGUGACGUAUUCAAGAAAUACUCAUUUUUUGUAUUUCUAUACAGCUCAUACGGGAAGACCAUCACCAACAAAGAGCGUCAUCGCAAGGUGGAUUACUGCAACGAUGAUGAGGUUUCUGAAUUAAUCAACUCACCAUUCUACCGCCAAAUGAACGUGAUCGACGAUGACACCUACGAAGUGGAAAGUGCUAAGAAGAAAAUUAAGUUGGACUUACCACUACAGGUAUGUAUUGCAUGAUCAUUUUGUCAUUAGAAAUAUAAAUUAAUAAAUUAUUCUUAUUUUACAGGUGGGGUUCUUCGUGUACCAGUAUGCGAAACUCCGAAUGUUACAGUUUUACUACGACUGCUUAGAUACAUACCUUGACCGUUCCGAUUAUGAGUAUUGCGAGAUGGAUACAGACAGUGCCUAUAUCGCUAUUAGUGGUGAAAGUGUUGAAGAAUUGGUCAAGCCUGGUUUAAGAGAGGCGUUUGAGAACGAUAAAUGUAACUGGUUUCCUCGCUCCGAUACAACUGAACAUGCGAAAUACGACAGGAGAAAACCGGGAUUGUUUAAAGUGGAAUGGGAAGGGGAUGGAAUUGUAUCUUUAUGUAGUAAGACGUAUUAUUGUUUUGGGGAGAAAGAUAAAUAUAGUUGCAAGGGUGUAAAUAAGAAAAAUAAUGUAAUUAAUAAAGAUAAAUAUUUAGAUGUGCUUUUAAGUAAACGUAGUGGGUCGGGUGUAAAUAGGGGUUUUAGGGUUUUAAAUAAUACUAUGUGUACAUAUGUUCAAGUUAAAAACGCUUUUAGUUAUUUUUAUCCAAAACGUAAAGUUUUGGAGGACGGUGUGUCAACAAUUCCUUUAGAUAUUUAGUUUGUAAAUAGUCAAUAUAUAUUUUUCAAAAACAUGUUGUGUAUUUCUCUCUCCCCCUCUCCCAUGCAGAGUUUCAGGGACAAAAUAAGUCCCGCACGGGACAAGCAGUCCCGCAGGGACACUUUGAGCGUUUCCGGGACUUCCGGGACAAAAAAAGUCCCGUGCGGGACAUUUAUAUAAGAGAUGGGAGUCAG